AUGGCGCGCGUUGGCCGCAUGGGCUUCCUGGCCCUGGCGAUUGUCUUCCAUCUAAUCUAUACCUACUCCAUCUUCGAUAUCUACUUCGUCAGCCCAAUCGUGAGUGGAAUGCGGCCACAUGAAGUCGAGCGCGACCCCGGAAUCAAUGCGCCAGCGAAACGAUUAUUCCUUUUCGUCGGCGACGGCCUCCGCGCAGACAAAGCCUUCCAGUCCUUUCCCGACCCAUCUCCCCCUCCCGACGCGUGUCCGGACGCGGAGACCUGCGAUGAGCAGUACUUAACGCCUAAACCGCUUGCGCCGUUUCUGCGCUCGCGCGUCCUGCAUCACGGCACGUUUGGCGUCUCGCAUACGCGUGUGCCCACCGAGUCGCGGCCAGGCCAUGUUGCGCUCAUUGCAGGACUGUACGAGGAUGUCUCGGCGGUGAUGACUGGGUGGAAGCUAAACCCCGUCAAUUUUGAUAGCGUAUUCAACCGCAGCAGGCAUACCUGGAGCUGGGGCAGCCCGGAUAUUCUCCCCAUGUUCAAGGAGGGUGCUGUGCGGGGAAGAAUUGAUGCCGAGACAUAUGGGGAAGAGGCUGAAGACUUUACGCAGGAAUCGACUCAAUUGGAUAUAUGGGUUUUUGACCGAGUAAAAGAACUAUUUGCUCGUGCUAAAGAGGACGCGGAGUUGAAUGCAAAGCUGAGAGAGGAUAAAGUAGUCUUCUUUCUGCAUUUACUGGGCCUUGAUACCGCUGGUCAUUCUUAUCGGCCAUAUUCGAAGGAAUAUCUACACAAUAUCAAGGUGGUCGAUCAAGGAGUACGUGAAAUUACGGAAUUGGCCGAGGAAUUCUAUGGCGACGGGGAAACUGCUUUCGUUUUUACCGCCGAUCACGGCAUGAGUGACUGGGGCAGCCAUGGUGAUGGGCACCCACAGAAUACUCGAACUCCGCUUAUUGUCUGGGGCUCGGGGGUGGCCAAACCAAAGGUUUCCAACCGGGGCGUUGCCCCUGGCCAUGAAGAUGGUUUCUCGUCGGACUGGGAUCUCGACCAUGUUCAGCGGCACGACGUGGCACAAGCCGAUGUUGCCGCGCUCAUGGCCUACUUAGCUGGCCUCGAGUUUCCUGUCAAUUCUGUGGGCCAGCUUCCGCUCGACUACAUUGACGCAUCUCCUAAGCAGAAAGCUAGAGCGGCACUGGCCAAUGUGCAAGGUGUGCUUGAAAUGUACCACAUAAAAGAAGAGCAGAAGCGAUCUGCAACGCUCAGGUAUAAACCAUACAGCCUAUUUGCGGACCCCGAAUCUUCCCCCAAUGCUCAAGUCUCCGAGAUCCGCAAGUUGAUUGACAAAAGGAAGUACGAUGAAUCAAUUGCCCGUUCAUCAGAGCUUCUAAAGCAGACUCUCGAUGGCCUGCGAUAUCUCCAGACCUAUGACUGGCUCUUUUUGCGAACUAUUGUUACCGCAGGAUAUCUUGGGUGGAUUGCCUACUCCUUGGCCACGGUCAUCGACCUCCACGUUCUUCACCAAAGCUCCCAGCCCUCUCGAAGCACGUUCACUACAAUGAUAUUUUCGUCUGUGUUAGUUGGCCUGUAUUCUGUUCUCUGGACCCAAAAGUCUUCGUGGCGGUACUAUGCUUAUGCCAUAUUUCCCGUCUUUUUUUGGGAAGAAGUGGUAGCCAAACGAGAGGCACUUGCGGCUGGAAGGCGGAUUCUCCUAGGCCACGUUCGAUCAUUCUCCGGAUACUUUUUCUUUGUACUACAAGCAAUCGCGUACCUUGCGGUAUUAGAGGCGUUGGUGCAGUCGUAUUUUCACCGCGAGAUUUACACCGUUUGUUAUAUACUCGCUGGUUUCUGGCCGCUCUUUUAUGGUAUCAAUUUCCUCACCCGCAACAAGCUCAUCGUAGCGACUUGGGCAGUUGGGUGUGGGCUGCUGAGUAUCUUCACUCUCCUUCCUGUGAUUAAAGUUGGGGACUCCAAGACGAUCACCCUAGGAGGCAUUCUCAUGUUUUCAACCGGUCUUUUCUAUAUGAUGUUUGAAGAGAGCUUGACGAUCCCAUCCAAAACAAAACAUGGGCUGAAAGGUACCCUUUCACUUGGCUCCCGUGUUAUCAUGGGCAUCCAGUUGGGUCUGAUUCUACUUACCAUCGUCGUUACAAGGUCAAGCUUUGCAGCUUUGCAAGCUAAAAGCGGCUUGCCCCUUGGCAAUCAGGUCGUUGGGUGGUUUGUUAUGGUAUUAUCGCUUUUGAUGCCGUUCAUCCAUAAACUAUAUCCCAACCGCCAUUAUCUCCACCGCCUCGUCAUGCUCUUCCUUACUUUCUCGCCCACCUUCAUCCUCCUGACUAUAUCCUACGAAGGGCUUUUCUACUUCACCUUCUGUGCAUCCCUUCUGACCUGGGUCAGACUCGAACACCGCAUCCAUCUUCACACAUCCUCACCCUCCCCAACAAAAACAACAACAUCGACCAAUAACUCCAAUAACGGGGAACUCCAGCCCGCCCACCACCACGACGACUACCGGAGCCUGACCCUAUCCGACGCGCGCAUCGCGCUCUUCUUCCUCUUCCUCCUCCAAUCCGCCUUCUUCAGCACGGGCAACAUCGCCUCGAUCUCGUCCUUCUCGCUCGACAGCGUGUACCGGCUGAUCCCGGUGUUCAACCCGUUCUCGCAGGGCGCGCUGUUGAUGCUGAAGAUCCUCAUUCCGUUCGCCAUCAUCAGCGCGAACCUGGGCAUCCUCAACCACCAGCUGGGCGUGGCGCCGUCGGCUCUGUUCAUGGUCGUCAUGUCCAUCGGCGACGUCAUGACGCUGAAUUUCUUCUACAUGGUGCGCGACGAGGGCAGCUGGCUCGAUAUCGGCACGACGAUUAGCCACUUUUGCAUCGCGAGUGGGAUGUCGGUGUUUGUGGCUGGGUUGGAGUUCUUGAGUGAGGCGUUUAUCUCAGGGGUUGAGUUUGAGAGGAGCUAUUCCCGGGAUACGGCGGGUCUGGCGAAUGGGGAUGGAAGCCGAAACGGUGCUGGCGAGGGCCAAGUACAUAAUGGAAAUGCCAGCUCGUCGGCAGGCAUUGCUAAUUAA
Messenger RNA from Ophidiomyces ophidiicola, 3042 nucleotides. RefSeq names its product Glycosyl phosphatidyl inositol anchor synthesis (gene MCD4). Gene Ontology annotation, biological process: GPI anchor biosynthetic process. Gene Ontology annotation, molecular function: mannose-ethanolamine phosphotransferase activity. The record is from RefSeq and is a predicted model, not a curated record. Bases 1 to 3042 code for a protein of 1013 amino acids. Gene Ontology annotation, cellular component: endoplasmic reticulum membrane. Lineage: Eukaryota; Fungi; Ascomycota; Eurotiomycetes; Onygenales; Onygenaceae. The transcript has 4 exons.